Striga asiatica is the source of this 2717-nucleotide messenger RNA. NCBI's taxonomy places the organism in Eukaryota, Viridiplantae, Streptophyta, Magnoliopsida, Lamiales, Orobanchaceae. The record is from the annotation of a GenBank genome assembly.
CCAACUAAACUCAAUAAGUCCACAUUUCUUGAUUUUUAAAAGAACAGAUUUUUUCCAUGCCAUACUCGUUUUCGUGUUUCGUGAUUUUUAUGUAGAUUUCUUAUUAAAAAUAAUUUUCCCUACAAUUCCACCCUAUUUUCAAGCUUAGAUUCUCGCAAUUCGGACGUGUUCUCAUAAGUGUGAUUUGAAUAUCAACGCGUUUUUUUGACCUCGAAGCCCGGGAAAAGGGAUCUCAUGUUUUCAUGGCCAAAUAUCUGCAAGAUACGCUAAGAUUCUAACGCCAUCAUCCAAAAGAAGGUCAGAGUGAAGAAAGUUGUUUUGGCAGCUUGUGCCGUCCCAACAUGUAAAUCUAUUUGCUCCAUAUGUUGUCGGGUUCAGGUAGACUUUCAGGGCAAACGGAAAUCGAGAAAUUCGAUUGAUAUGGCUUUAUGCUACUGUUUGUAUCAAGAAAGUCCAAGUAUCGCCGAGUUUAUAGCUGCCCAAGAAUUUAAUCAGUCUCGGGAUGCGAGAGUGAGUGCGAUUUUUUAUUUGGAAAAUGGGGUUUUUGAGCUUCUGCUUCUUUGCGCUUUGGGUGGUUGGAAUUGUUGCUGGGCAGCCGAAAACUGAACCCCGUGAAGUGGAUGCUAUCAACAAGAUAAUUGACCAUUGGAAUCUGAGGAGUAAGCUGAAUUUAACUGGUGACCCCUGCAAUAAAAAUGCCACUUGGGCUUCUGAUUCUGCUAAUCCAAGAAUUGCUUGUGAAUGUACUGACAGUUGGGGCACAAGCUGCAGAAGUGGGGUCAAAGCCCCUCACUUGAGUUCUAGUGCGUGCAUGAAAAUCUAUGCUUUAGAUAUCUCUGGUGAGAUUCCUCAAGAACUGUUCCUGCUCACAGAAUUGAUGGAUUUGGAUUUGAAUCAGAACGUGUUAAACGGGUCCAUUCCAUCAGCCUUAGGGCAGCUAUCAAAAAUGCAAUAUUUGGCUUUUGGCAUUAACAAUUUCACAGGUCCAGUGCCUGCAGAGCUUGGUAAUCUCACCAAGUUGAUCGUCUUAAGUUUCAGCUCAAACAAUUUGGAAGGAACCUUACCUCCUGAACUCGGAAAUUUGGCCUCCUUACAACAGCUGUACAUUGAUAGCAGUGGAGUGGGUGGACCAAUUCCAGAAGAACUUUCAAAUUUGAAAUCACUCCAAACUCUGUGGGCAUCUGAUAAUGGUUUUACCGGAAAAAUUCCAGAAUUUUUGGGAAGUUUCACUAAUCUGAAAGACCUGAGACUUGAAGGAACGAACCUCGAAGGACCAAUUCCAAGAAGCUUUGGUGCUUUGACCAAGCUGCAGGACUUGAGAAUUGGCGAUCUUAGUGGUGGCGAUAGUUCUCUGAAUUUCUUAGGGAAUUUGACAAGACUCUCCACUUUAUCAUUGCGAAAUUGUCGCGUUAGUGGCCAAAUUCCAGAUACACUAAGCUCUUUCCCCAACCUGAAGUUCUUGGAUUUGAGUUUCAACAAGCUAACCGGUCAAAUUCCAGCCUCUUUUAAAGACUUCGCGUCACUGGAAUACCUGUAUUUGGGAAGUAAUAACCUUAGUGGGGAUUUACCUUCUGAAAUUUUAGGUUCAGAACUUUCAGAUCUUAUUGCCUUAGACGUCUCGUUUAAUCCUCUCACUGGCAAGGUCCCUCUGGAGAGGAAAGGCAUGUCAAUAAAUGUAGUUGGGACUUCAAUUGAUGAUCCCAAUUUGAAUAACACGAAAGGAGCCACUGAGUUGCGUUGCAUUACAGGCAAUAGCACGUGCAAUAUCAAAAAUCCCCCCACUUCAUUUGCUGUCAACUGUGGUGGAUCAAAAAAGAUAUCCACAGAGGGCACCACGUUCGAGGCCGAUAAUGAAACUUUAGGAGCAGCCUCGUUGUAUUUGAAUCCCGAUGGCCAAUUUGCAGUUAGCAGUGCUGGGAUUUACAUUUCCAAUCCAAACGGGCCCCAGUACAUAGCCAACACACUAUCUCAAAUAACCAACACUUUGGAUUCUGAACUAUAUCAGACGGCCCGAAUAGCACCCUCCUUGAGGUACUUCGGGCUUGGGCUGGAGAACGGAAUGUACCGAGUCGAACUUCAUUUUGCCGAAAUACAGAUGCUUGACUCGAGUUCCGGUUCUUGGAAAGGUCUAGGCAGGCGAUUAUUUGAUGUCAAUAUUCAGGGUAAAAGAGUUCUUCAAGAUUUCAAUAUAGCAAAGGAAUCUGGAGGAUCAAAGAAUGCCCUGGUUAAGAAAUUCAUGGCUAACGUGACGAACACCGUUUUGGACAUUCAUCUCCUUUGGGCCGGGAAAGGGACUUGCUGCAUUCCGUACCAGAGCACGUAUGGCCCUUUAAUCUCGGCCAUCCGAGUUUCUCAAGUGUCCGAGUUUGAGGAUUCAUCAAAGAGCGGCAAAAAACAUGUCGGAAGGCAAGGCAAGGCACGGGAGACUUGAAUCUGAGAUUUUAAGGAAAGACUGAAGGUGUUUCUAGUUUUUCUUGAUCGUACAAUAAUGUGGAACAACGUUCAUGUCAAGAAGUUGAUGCACAUGUGCUCACUUUAUUUCUGUCAAUUUAUGCUUAACCUUGAAUUUGGUAAGAAGUUGGAUUGGAUCAAAUGUUUUGGCUUUAUGACUUACGUCUCGUUGUAUUGUAUUUUUCAAGUAUUGAAUUUUAUGUGUUAUUACUUCUUGACGCUAUUAUACGACUGAUUGGUAUGUUUCUAAUAGAAGUCAGUUCUAG